GCCAAUGGGAGUAAAGCGCGGUUUCCAGAGCUGAAGUGUGGCGGAAGUUGUCUCCGUUCCUGCUGUGUGUGCCUGCCCUGAGUUCUUGUCAUGUAACCGCGGCUGUCUGUGGGAGCGAUGUCCGCUGUGUCUGGCUCCUCCACCCGCGGCCAGAAGAGGAGCCUAGCGGAUCUGCUCGCCAACCGACCUAAGAAACCAGACGGGAAGCCGGAAUGUAGCAGUAACAGACUCCAAGAGGCAGCAUUGUAUCUGCUAAGCUGUCACCAGGAUGUGAAUCAAUUUCUGUUUGAGGCAGAGGGUCCGUCAUGCAAGAAACUGUCUAACGGUGAGAGCUCGGACCCCAGGCGGCCUCUGAAACACACCCCACUUACAGAGGAAUUUAUUGGCGCCACUUUACGAGAUCAGGCUUUACAUUUGGGCUUCCCGCCUAAUAUACUCGGGGCCAGAGCAGCUGUCUCCAACAUCCAACAGAUUUGCCAAAGUUCUGCGGAGAGCACGCAGGGGGAGGUGCUCAGUCAGGACCAGCGGGACCGGUUGACCGGUUUACUGAAGACUCUGAGGGGACUUUUGUCCGAAAAUUGUUUCAGCCACUCGUUUUUUUUAAAAGAGAUCUGGGAACAAGAGCGCCCUCCUGUGUUAGAGGUUAUAUGGCACUUGCAAAAUAUGGAUAUCGUGGGACUGGAGGACUUGCUAGAGAGUUGCAGAGCCCCUCGCCGUGCCGUGGAGUGGUUCUGCAGUGAGACGCGUUCACUGUUCCUGCACAUGGAAAAGUCAAGCGCUGAUCUGGAAUUUCUGGAACGGGUAAUAUCUACUUUGCUGACGGCGCUGAUUGGAAGGGCUUUCUGUCCGUCUGCCACUUCUGGAAAGACUUCGGAACACUCCAAAAUGAUUGAUAUUUCGCGCUCCAUCCUGGACAAAAUGCUUUCAUGGCUACUCGAUUCUUUCUCCGAAGCGACAAACGAUCAGUCAUACAAGCCAGGAGCUGAGCGACAUUGGUUAAUUGCCUAUAAAGCUGCCCAGUACAGAGCUCGUCUGAUUCCAGAAUCCCUGGAGGGUUUCUUUGUCCACACGCUGACUCAGACUCUCACCUACAAGCCAAAGCUGAAAGCAUCUGAUGCCAUUCGGUUCCAGGGCACUUGGAGUUUUGUGAAGACUUGCCCACUGCUCACAGACCUGUACCGCAGACUGUUUGUUUUGCUGAGCCCUGAAAAGUUGACUUCGCACAUAGAGAAAGUGUUGGACACACAGGAGGUGAACUGGCACCAUGUUCUCACCUGCGUCUCCUGCCUUGUUAUUUGCCAGUCUGAGGCACAGCGGCUGGUGAAAGAUCUUUUGGGCCGUCUACUGUCACAAGCCUUUGAAAGUUACGAGCUGGAGUAUUUAAUUACGGCCUUUCUCAUUGCCCGGCAAGCAGCGCUUGAAGGUCCUGCUGCAUUCGUGUCAUACAUGGAGUGGUUCAAGUGCACUUUUGGCGCUGCCAGCUCACACCAGGGCGCCACCAAGAAGUCCCUGGUUUUCUUGUUAAAGUUCCUCUCUGACCUGGUACCGUAUGAAUCACCACAGUACUUAAAGGUACAUAUUCUCCAUCCACCAUUUGUGCCAACCAAAUUCCGCCCUUUGCUGAUGGAGUACAUCACGCUGGCCAAGACCCGACUUGCAGACAUGAAGGUUUCCAUUGAAGACAUGGGCUUGUAUGAGGACCUUUCAGCAGGAUCAGAAAAAGACCAGACCCAGUCUCAGGCACAGCAUGAUGUGGAGAAAGCUGUACGAAUAUAUGAGAAUACAGGCAAGAUCCCAGCCAGUGUAAUGGAAGCCAGCAUCUUUCGGAGGCCGUAUUUUACAUCCCGGUUCCUACACGCUCUGCUUGCCCCCAGAUUGCUCCCAGAGGUUCCAGACUCGCACAUGUUACUUAUUGAUGCUUUGAAAAGAGCUGAUAAGAUUCCAGCCGCUAUGCUGAAUGCUUAUUUAGAUGCCUGUGAGCUGGAGAAACAUCGGAAGCUGGAAGGAAACGAGAAGAUGGAUGUGUCUAUGAAUGAGGAACCCAUGGCCAGGUUGCAGUCAGCACUGUGGGAACUGAGGUCCUUCGUGACCGAUGCAAAAGGAUAUGAUGAGGUCUCCUCCCAGGUGGCGGUAAUUUCCGACAGACUGGCGUCCGUAAUGGGGAGCAGUGAUGCCGACGUGUUUCCAGUGACGUCAGGGCCUCUCUUCUCUGAAACGGCAGAAAGGUUGGAGCCGCUGGAACUUAUGGUUGCUGACUUACUUCUCACAUCCUUCUGCCAGUGUAUAAUGGCGGCCUCCAGUACUAAUCAGCCUGACCGGCAGGGGCCCUGGCCCACCUUGUAUGUGAAGAUGCUGUGUGGUCACCGUAGGGCCCUCUUUGUAGUGCUCAGCAGAACCGUGCAGUUGCUGUGCCACCAGGCCCCACAUCUGAAAGACCCCCAUGUGGUCGGACUUGCUGCUUUGGCCGUUCAUUUACACGAGUGUCGGACAUCGCUUGCAUCUCCUAGCACCAAUGUCUACUCUCUGGAAAAGUUCUGGGAAGUAUUACUCACCCCCCGGUGCUCAGACUCCGUCUGCCUAGUUCUCAGGUUCUGUACCGCAGCCAUUUCCUACGCUUGUUCCAGGUUUAUGCUGCUCUCCCCAGGGACCUCCGCUGAUUCCGUUCCCCCAAUAUUCAUGCGUAAGCUGCAGCACCUUUCUCCCAGAUUGAUCCGGGAAACCAGAGAAGAGGUGAUGUCAGAGGAUGAAGUGGAUACGCCGUAUGUUUUCCGUUCAUUGCGCCUUCUUUCGACAGGCUGGAAAGAUGCAGGGAUCACGCUGUGGCGCCAGAGUCGCUUGCAGCAAGUGCUGAGACAGCAGCCCUUCCAGCUUUCCUUGACUGAUUGGCUGCUGUGGGAGAUGGCUCUCAGUCCUGAUAGAGACCCCCUGUGUGACACGGAGAGACAAGAAUACCAACGCUGGGCUUUGGGCUACUGCUAUCUGCCAGAGUUCUCUGCUGCUGACGGAUGUGGAAGUGAUUUGGAGACGGCCUGCUCCGUAGUGGUCGACUCUGUGCUACAGUUCUGCUGCAAGCCUGAGCUUAGUGUCGGCAGCUCUUCUCGCAGUCGUACCGGGCUUUCAGAUAUCCUCUGCCGUUUACAGGAGUUAGUCUGUGAUUGGAUGAUGAGCAACUCGCGUUCGGGCAAGGUCAGCUGCCUCAGUUUCCUGUUGAAAGUGUUUUAUCGGAGGUUAGAGCCCUUGACUGACAACAUGGACAUGAGUGCCCGACUGAGAAUUCAAGGUGAACUUACGACGUGUUGCAGGAUUCUCCUUGGACUCCCUUCUACGCUGCUGGUCAGCAGAUACUCCGACAGAGGCGACACUACUCUUAGCUGCGAGGACUUCUUCACAUUCGUCAACAACGCAUUGUACGCAUUAUUCCCGUUUAUGUUGCAGAAAAACAUGGGUCACAGAGGAUAUGCUCUUCCGUAUGACAUCACCACCCACUUUUUCCGGGGCGUGUUGGGCUCCAGCGCGCUCUGCAAGGAUCCCAGCGAGGCUGUGAAUUCCAUCUUCACUGCGACUUAUUCGCUGUGCCCCGUCAUCCUAACCUCUGCUGCGAUUUGGUGGCCACAGCUGGAACCAGUCAUCAGGAGUCAGUGGAAGCACCUGCGUGGAGGGGACUUGCCGAUGGAGAUUGAGACGCUAAGGACAAUACAAGCUGAUGUGGAUAGCUGCCUCUCUGAAGGAAUAUCUCUGCCAGUCACUGGCACCGUCUGGCUCUCUGCUGCCUUCCUACAUGUCACCCGCUGGAGGAGGAAAGCCUCACAUGGGAAGAUUGUAGAAUCACUCGCCAGCUUAAGUAAACAGUCUGUGCAGCUGUUGGAUUCCUUGCUCUUUCUUUCUGUCUUGGAUCUCAUCCCGGUUAUACUAAAGGGAACCUCAGCUGAACGCAAAGGGACAGUGGAAAGCUGUUUGCAAAUUAUCCACUGUAUGGACGAGAGAGGAGGCAACUGGGUAACAGCCUUCCAGAUAUCCAAGGACACACGCUCCACCACAAACAUCCUUCAUCAGACUGCGUCUGACCAGUUUCUCAGCCUCCUUCCUCUGGCUUUCUUCAGUUUGGCCCCAUCUCUUCCGUUGGAAAGUGUCGUCAAACAGCACAACUUCUUGUCUGUCGCGCUGAAGAUGUAUGACCAACUCAUUCAGCUCUUUCUAGAUGGCAGUCCUCUCGCUGAUCCCCUACAGAUGGAUAGCCAUGAUCUCUUCAGCAGUGGCCGCCGGCUCCUACUCAGGUGCAUUGUGAAGUCCCCACAGCCCAGUACUGCACUCCGGAACCAGCUUCCCCAGAUUGCAGACUCCUGGGAGGAGAAGGACCCCGAGCUAGCUGUGCUGCUGAGGAACUUUCUACAACCAUCCCAUGACAACGAUUUGUACGAUGAGCCCGAUCUCUUCUAAGCGCUGAGCUUGGGAUUGGUGCACGGUCACCGCUCUGGUGUUCUGCUGAAAGGACGACUAACCCAGCAACUGUUUAUUGUGUAAAUAAUUUAUUCAAAUCGUUAUCAUAAAUUAUCUACCGGUGGUUAUGUUAGAAUGGUAAGAGACCCUUAAGCCCCCAGAAGAGACGCCAGCGCUGCUCUGCAGCAAAGUGUUUCUGGGGCUACACUUCCGCUAAACAGCAAAGGACACCCAAUGGCCUGAAGCCGGGAAGGGUGCGCUCUGCUCUAUGUUCUCUGUGCAACAACGCAAGUGGUGGAUGCACUCUAUGCCCUGUACAGUAAAAUCUGUUAAAAACAAUAUAAAAA
Molecule: messenger RNA, 4784 nt
Organism: Pseudophryne corroboree (corroboree frog)
Lineage: Eukaryota; Metazoa; Chordata; Amphibia; Anura; Myobatrachidae
Gene: FANCA
Product: FA complementation group A
Exons: 43
Coding region: 118-4437 (1439 amino acids)
Biological process (GO): interstrand cross-link repair
Cellular component (GO): Fanconi anaemia nuclear complex
Source: RefSeq, a predicted model, not a curated record